AUGAUGGAGGUAUACAAUGAGAUGCAAAAGUUCAAUUUGGACAUAUUAGCCCUGCAAGAAGUGAGAUGGAAAGGAUCAGGGAGAAUUGACAAAAAAGAUUUCAGCCUGUACUACAGUGGAAACCCAGAAAAGUCUGGUAUGUAUGGAACAGCAUUCAUGAUAAAUGCUAAUCUAAGGAAAAGUGUGCUAGGUUUUGAACCAAUAUCAGACAGAGUAUGCAGAAUAAGAAUCAAAGGUCGUUUCUGGAAUACAUCAAUGAUCUCAGCCUAUGCUCCCACAGAAGAGGCACCAGAAGAAGACAAAGUAACCUUCUACGACCAAUUAGCAGGUUUAUGUGGCAGAGUUCCAAAGCAUGAUAUAGUGUUAUUACUAGGAGACUUUAAUGCAAAGAUAGGGAAAGAAGUCUUCCUGGCAGAGGUUGCAGGAAAAAAUACCCUUCAUGAUGAAUGCAACAAAAUGGAAGAUUGCUUGCUGAGUUUGCUGAGGAACAUUAUCUUGUUAUUGCCAGCACAAAAUUUGAACACAAAAAGAUACACUUGGGUACUUGGAAAAUGCCAGGAACAAAUCUUGUAA
Messenger RNA from Nilaparvata lugens (brown planthopper), 573 nucleotides. RefSeq names its product craniofacial development protein 2-like. The record is from RefSeq and is a predicted model, not a curated record. The transcript has a single exon. Bases 1 to 573 code for a protein of 190 amino acids. Gene Ontology annotation, molecular function: catalytic activity. NCBI's taxonomy places the organism in Eukaryota, Metazoa, Arthropoda, Insecta, Hemiptera, Delphacidae.